Molecule: messenger RNA, 1374 nt
Organism: [Candida] anglica
Lineage: Eukaryota; Fungi; Ascomycota; Pichiomycetes; Serinales; Debaryomycetaceae
Source: the annotation of a GenBank genome assembly
AUGGAAAAUACUACCACGCCAAAACUUAGUAGAAAGGUCAAUAUGUGGCCAUUCGCCCUUUCACUCUUUCUUCUAGUAUUAGUGAAUGCCAUAAACUAUUGGCAUCUGAGUGAGUUCAGCUACCCAUUACCAUUGGUUGAUAUUGUUCAGGUUCUUGUUAAACCAGAGAAUCAAAUGUCCCCUAAGCCAAAUAUCUUGAUUGACCUACUUCGAGAUAUCUAUCUCAGGCUAGAACCAACUUACCUUGAAACUCUCGCCAAUAGCACUAUUGUGGUUGAGCCUGUGUUGACAGUUAAAUCAUACUUGUUAACACUACUGCUUAAAGAGGGUUACCUCUUUGUGUCCCCAUCCCAUAAGGUCUCGGUGUUUCCACUGUUAUCAAUUGAAAGUGUACUUCGACAAAAGCUUCAAAAGUCUAAUGCUGCAAAAAUGUUCGAAUAUGAAGUAUCAAACUUUAUUGAAAGAUUUAUUUUUCCGUUAGACCCGUUCCACCAUUUUUCUGAUGAUGUGGGUCGUAACCUUGCUUCCAACUUUCGGUUACUCGAAAUUGGAAAUUGUGGUUUACUUUUCAGUACAUUGUUACUUUUCGCUGCUGCCAAUUUCUAUGAAUAUCGUAAACCAAAAAAAGAUUGGGGAACAUUUGCAGUAAUAUUCGGAAUACAUUUGGGAGCUUUGUCACUGGUGACGUUCUCUAUUAUAAAUUUGUUGACUGCCGCAAGAAUUGAUCUAUUGUUGGCAAACUUUAAGUCACAUUUUAUAUGUAUUUCAUACUUGAUACAAUUAUUGAUCUCAAUAUUUUGUUGUAUUCGGUACAUAUAUAGAGCUAAACGACAAGUUUCAUAUAUUUUGGCUGAAAGGGAAAUUAGAAGACAGACUAAGGAUUUUAAGAUCUCUCCAACAUCUAGUGUCUAUUCAAGUGUAAAUAUGAAGAAUGACCUUUCUCCGAUUCAAGAGUCAAAAAGCUCGCCGCCUGAAAAUACUCUUGAUCCAAUGAAACAGAUCUGCAGAUCGAAUCUAGGUAUUUCAAUACCUCCAUCAUAUCUAACACAUGCUGGACCAGUCUUGGUAAGAUCCCCUCCAAAAAUCGGUGUCUUCAAAUCUACACCUUCCCCUCAGAACGAUACUAGGAGUUUUAGUGCACCUGUAUUUGCAACAAGUCAAGGGGUGUCGGGAUCACUCGCGUCUCCAUUGCAAAACACCAAUUCUCUGUCAUGGGCAACAACACAUUCGUUGAAUGUUCGUCCAGAUAUAAAACAUUCCGGUUCUACAUAUUCGACUAAAUCAGUACAGGAAAACGAUAUACAGAGUCCUACUCAAUAUGAUCCUAGCUUCCAGCAGGGGGCCCCGUCAGCCAAAACUGACGUGACUUCAUAG